GGACUUAGAAAAGUCAUGGUGGUGCAGUGGUGGUGGUGGUGGAAUCGUACGAAUAAGGUCCAAGUUAGUAACAUUCCCAGCCAUGUUCAGUGGGACGACAUCGAAAGAUUAUUGGCAACAUUUGGCGAAGUUCAGCAGUGUGAUCGAGGUCCAGCUGAAUCUGAAAACUCUUUCACCGUUGUUGUAAGAUACAAUACGCCAGACCAAGCACAUCAAGCUUUCACUGAACUUAACGGAUUAGAAUUUGAAAGUUCACAUUUAAAAGUAGAUUUUGUAAUGGAACAAGGUCGUGGGGGCCGCACAAACAGAGGCACUUUUCGCCCCUUUCCUUACUCAGGGAGUUCACCAAAUCCUCUACGCCCAGCAGAUUUUCCUCUGCGAAUACUUGUCUUUAGUGACAUGGUUGGUGCAAUUAUUGGGCGAGCUGGUGGUACCAUAAGACAAAUAACUCAGCAGUCGAGGGCCAGGGUUGAUAUACACCGUAAAGAAAAUGCCGGCUCUUUGGAAAAAGUGAUUACCGUAUACGGAAACCCAGAAAACUGUUCAUUAGCUUGUCAGAAGAUAUUGGAAGUGAUGCAGAAGGAAGCUGAAAGUACCAACCGGGGCAGUAUACAUGACAUCAGUAGUUUUAACAUGGAACGGACCAUUACCGUUGUGGGCAAACUAGAAAAUAUUUCUAAAGCCGAGCAGAUGAUCAGUACAAAACUUCGCCAGAGCUACGAGAAUGAUCUUUCUGCUAUGGCUCCCCAGACAUUCAUGUUUCCUGGAGUUCAUCCUAUGGCCAUGAUGUCUACCAUGGGAGGUCCUGGAUACUCUCCCGCUCCUCGUGGGGGACCGGCAAGCCCACCUUAUGGUAUGUACAACACUCCUCCUACUUAUAUGCGUAAGAACUACCCUUCAGGACCACCCCCAUCACAACAGGAGGAUCCAAGCAAGGAGCAGGUGUUCUUGUACAUUCCAAACUCUGCUGUUGGUGCCAUCAUUGGUACAGGAGGCUCAAGCAUCAGGGAGAUGAUUAGCUCAUCUGGAGCUAGUAUAAAGGUUGCUCAACCCAAUACAGAUGAACCUAUGGAAAAACAGACAGAAAGAAAAGUAACCAUAUUAGGGACACCCGAAUCACAAUGGAAGGCACAGUUCAUGAUCUACAAGAAAGUCAGCUACGAAGGCUUUGCUGGACCCCAGGAGGCACAUCUCAGAGUGGAAGUCUUCGUCCCAACGUCUCAAGUCGGUCGUAUUAUUGGGAAGGGAGGUCAGACAGUUCGUGAAAUGCAGCGGAUAACUCAGGCAGUGAUAAAACUACCAGAAGAGAGCCAGAAUUCCCAAGCUGAAGAAACUCCCGUCCAUAUCAUUGGCGAUUUUUACAGCUCACAGGCUGCUCAGUGCCACAUCCGAGCCCUGGUAGCUCGCAGCCAACCAGGACGUCGUGGGCUUAUACCAACUCCACCUCAACCACCUCAUACUAGCCAGACCAACUAACUCUUUUUGAAUACACACAACUUUUGCCAUAGCAUUGAUGCUACACCUCACUUAAACCAAAGAGGAGUGGCAAGAAUAAAAUGGGGGGUUAUUUUUAACGAUUGUGGAGGGGGACAACACAUGAAUUUCUUCUGUAAUGUUACUAUGAUGGCACACAUGGAUAAGUGUGCUUUGUUUGGUUUUAAAACUCCUUUUUUUUUUUUUCUCCAUUUCACAAGAUUUAUUUGAGGCUUAAACAUUUCAUUAAAAAAAAUAUUAAUAAAAUCAGACACUUUCAAAAAAAAUUUGAAACCUUUGUGAGGGUUGAGUUGGGGAAAAAGAUUUAAAGCUGUAAGUGGCAGUAUGGGUGGGUUAAUAUUGAUUUAAUUUUAAGUUUGUUAAAGUAUUUCCAUAGGACCAUAAUUGUUAAAGAAUUAUGUGGUCUUUGUAAUCAUGUUAUAUAUAUUUUUGAUAUACUUGUUGGAGGAACUUUUUAUCAAAAGCAUUUUUGCUCAUCAUUGGUGGCCAAAUCAUCCAAUCAGGUCGGUUAUAUCACAUGACAUUCAAGUUUCUCCAAUAAGAAUUGAUAUAGUCAGUUUAAAAUAAAUUAGUUAAAAUAGUCGCCUUUUUUUUACGAAAAAAGAACUGUGCUCAAAAGGAAUAAAAAUUCUCAUAACCUACUUUUACGAGCUAGUGACGACAAUAGAAACUUGUUACUGCUUUCCGUUUUUACGUGGUUAAUUUUACUAUGCCUAAAACCAAACAAAGCCGUAAGUUUACGAGAAAAAGUGAAGUUAUUCUUAACGAAAAUGUAAAAUUUAUCGGAGAAUGAAUGGUAACCAUAAAGUACAACUUUGGAUGCCUUGAAAAAAUUUAUAUAGCUAGUAUAAUAGUAGUGGUGUCGUACAAUCCUUUAAAAGUCUUUUUUUGUGUGUGUGUGUGUGUGUUAUAGACAAUUCCAGGGAUUCAUAGAACAUUAUUUACUGACUAAAUGUAGAAGAAUGAAUCCUAUAAUCAACUGUAUUGUGAUUGGUGUUACACCAAUUACUAAAACUAAGGCAUUUUUCUGAGUAAAGUUGUAAUUGUUACAACUGGUGCAAGAUAUGGAAGAGUAAGUCGAGAAGACCUUCGAGAUGUUCAUCUGUUAUAUCUGUAGUCGUUUAACAGUUGACUUGCGGUGAACAAAGAAAAGUCCAUGGUGGAAGAAGCAGCCUUAAUUUCUUUAUUUAGGCUGGAUUCCUUACUACCUCAUUUGUUUUGACCUUUCUAUUUCAAGUACUGCUUGAGUCGUGCCCUGUCUAGCCAUUGUUACUGAAAUUAGCAGCUUCUACAACUGAAGACUACCUAAUGAUGAUAAGAGCCAACUCCUAGUGAAUACCUGAAGAUGAUGAAUCAGAAAUUACUGUGGUUGACCAUAUUUCACUCUAAAAGUUGAGACACGAAGGAAAUGAUGAAAUCAGUGUCGCAAGAUUAAGCUGGUUUUAGCCACAUCAUUGUUACUUUCAAAAUACAUAUAUAGUUUUGAAACGGAUUUUUUUUUCUGAAGUAUUAGAAGGGUUUGGAAAAGCAACUACAAUGUAACUGUGAAUGUUAUUUUCAUUAGAAAUCAAGCUACUCUUAGUUUUACAUCUAGGCCAAGAAUUGGAUCCGUCUUAAAAAAUGGGCCACAGUUAAUUUCAGCUGUUGUUGGACUUAAGAAAAUGUUUCCCAGUCUUCAUUAUUCUUGGAACAAACGAGAUAAACAAAAAUAGGACGUGAAAUAGAUGAAAAAUAUUUGCAUGUGUGGUAUAUAGAUGUGGAAAUAGUUUUGUGUGUUUUUUGUGUUCAUGAUUACAGGCUAAAUGACGCAUUAGAGAAAAAUUACACCCACUAAAGGGGCUAUAUGUGUAGUUCAGUUGUGUCUGAAAAAUUGGUUACAUUUUAUUGAGUUUGUUUUCAAAAGUUAGAAAAUGGUGCAUUUAAACAAUAGAAACUGUGUUUGUGACAAAAAGAUGUCAUUCAAAUAUCUGAGAUUUAAUAAGUUAUACGUAAUUAAAAUCUGCUGGCUGUACAGUUCAUAUUAUAAUAUAAUUUUGUUGAUGUACUGACAAAAAUAUUCAGAGAAUUUACUGAUUUAGAAACUGGAAUUUUUUGUUUCUUAAAGUACUUACAGUUUGAAAUGUUCUUCUUGAGACUGGUUGUGAAAAGCUUACUAAAAGUCUAGCCUUAAGGACUAAAGUUUGAAGUCAGUGAAAUGGAUUACCUAUAAUUUAAUAAGAUUUUGUGCCAUAAACCCACGUUCAGUCUUGUUGAUACUUGGCUCAAACACUGGUAACUCCACUCUGCAAUCUAUCGGUAAAAUCUUGACAUCGGGAGUUUUUACAUUAAAACUCCAGAGUAAAAAAAGUUCAUAGCAGAAUUUUACAGCUGACACAACCUUUCCUCAUUUUGAUUUCUUUCAAUUCUAUUGUGACCGAGAAGAGUCUGCUACAUGAUAUGGUAUCAGUUUCUCUGUACCGAGUCUGCCAGAUGGACAGAAUAAAGGUUGUUAACUGCUGGCGUGACUUUCAUAGCCUACGUACGUGUACACCUUUUGUAUGGAGAAAUUAAAUUAUUAUAGGGAAAAGU
Limulus polyphemus (Atlantic horseshoe crab) is the source of this 4062-nucleotide messenger RNA. RefSeq names its product insulin-like growth factor 2 mRNA-binding protein 1. The record is from RefSeq and is a predicted model, not a curated record. Gene Ontology annotation, cellular component: cytoplasm; nucleus. Bases 16 to 1476 code for a protein of 486 amino acids. The transcript has 12 exons. Gene Ontology annotation, molecular function: mRNA binding. NCBI's taxonomy places the organism in Eukaryota, Metazoa, Arthropoda, Merostomata, Xiphosura, Limulidae. Gene Ontology annotation, biological process: regulation of gene expression.